AAAGAACUUGCUACGGCGUAGUAAGCACGAAACAGAAUCAAUUUUAGUAUUAUAACGAGCGCUGAUCUCAUCGGACGGGCUUCGUCGCAUUUCUUCUCUUGACUUUUAAUAUUGGUUUUUCAAAGUGCUAGGCCAGCAAACUCCCUUUGCCAUUUGUGUUGCGCAUUACUUGGACUUGGCCACGCAAGAUGGUCGAUGUGAACUUGCUUGGCGCUUUGGCGGUGGGAGCCGUAGUCCUGCUGUUCUAUCACCACAUCGCGAAAAAGUAUCAUUACUUUUUGACCAAACCGAUUCCGUGCAUCAAACCCACCUUCCUGUGGGGUAUUUUCGAUAUGGUGAUCAUCAAACGGAUCGAGUUGGUUUUCGGAUCGAAAGUUCUGUACAACACUUUUCCUGAUGCCAAAAUUAUCGGCUACUACGAAUUCACUAAACCAGCAUACAUGUUACGUGACCCGAAGAUGAUCAAAAAGAUCACUAUACGGGACUUCGAUAGUUUCAUCGAUCGUACACCGGUGUUCGGCGAGAAUGUCCCUCACGACAGUUUGUUCUUCAACUCGCUGUUCUCGCUCCGGGGACAAAAAUGGCGCGACAUGCGAUCGACGCUGAGCCCUACCUUUACCGGCAGUCGCAUACGGCACAUGUUCGAGUUGGUGGCAAACUGUGCCACCAGUAUGACUGGAUUUUUCCAAUCGGAAGCCAAGCAUGGCGACGGUUUGGAACUCGACAUGAAGGAAACCUUCUCGCGGUUCGUCUGCGACGCAAUCGCUACGGUCGCGUUCGGGAUAGAGGUGGAUUCGUUCCGCGAUCCGGAUAACGAGUUCUACACCAGAGGAAAGCAGACGCAGAAAAUUCAUUCAUUUCCGUCGUUGGCGAGAUUCAUUGCCUUGCGGGUUUUACCUUUUUUGCAAAAAAUUCUACACUUCGAUCUUGUGGAUGUGAAUCUGGCGGAUUACUUCAAAAAGGUCUUCAAGGACAAUAUGGAACAGCGCAAAAGUCGAGGAAUCAUUCGGAACGAUUUGAUUAACAUGUUGAUGGAUGCCCAGAAAGGGGCGCUGACACAUGAAAAGCAGGAAACCGAACACGCCGAGGGUUACGCAAUUGUUGACGAAUCCGACGUGGGCAAAUCGACGCAUUCCAGAGUUUGGACGGAAAACGAAUUGAUCGCCCAGUGUUUCCUGUUUUUCUUCGCCGCGUUCGACAAUAUAUCCAGCAUCUUGUCUUUACUCUCCUACGAGCUCACCGUGAAUCAGGACAUUCAAGACCGACUCUACGAGGAAAUUUGCAAAACUGAAUUAUCUCUGGAUGGUAACCCUCUAACCUAUGAUACCCUUCAGAAGAUGCCCUACAUGGAUACGGUUGUAUCGGAGGCACUUCGUAAAUGGCCGACAGCCACCCUGACGGAUCGGUACACCAACAAAGACUACGUCUUCGACGACGAAGAAGGGCUGCGUUUUACCAUCGAAAAAGGUAACACCAUUUGGGUGCCGAUGUUGGCAUUGCAGCAUGAUCCGCAAUAUUUCCCGGAUCCGGAGCGAUUCGACCCGGAACGGUUCAGCGAAGCCAAUCGCUCGAAAAUCAUACCGGGAACAUAUCUUCCGUUCGGAGCCGGACCAAGAAACUGCAUCGGAUCGAGACUGGCGCUGUUGGAGAUCAAGAUAGCGAUGUACCAUCUGUUGCGCGAGUUCAGCCUGCAAGCUUCCGCCAGGACGCAGAUUCCGCUCAAGUUGUCCAAGAGUGCUUUCAGCUUGCAACCGGAGCAGGGCGUUUGGUUGAAAUUGAAAGCCAGAUGAACGACGAAGAUGCACUUGAUUUUUUUAUGAUACGACUAACGCACGACCGCACCGGAAACUGAUAUCUUAUCAAUUGUUAUUCUAUCGUAGAUAAGUAAGUCACAUUGACUACAGUCAUGGUAUGUUUUUAAAAACAAUAAUAUUUGGAAGUUAUCCAAUUUAAUGUAAUACUAAUAAUAAUAACUUAAUUUGUUUGACGUCAAUACAAAUCUAACAUAUUAUAUUGGAAUUUAAAUAAAGUUACUGCAAAGCAUAAA
Armigeres subalbatus is the source of this 2047-nucleotide messenger RNA. RefSeq names its product probable cytochrome P450 9f2. Lineage: Eukaryota; Metazoa; Arthropoda; Insecta; Diptera; Culicidae. The record is from RefSeq and is a predicted model, not a curated record. The coding region runs from base 189 to 1790 and encodes 533 amino acids. Gene Ontology annotation, molecular function: oxidoreductase activity, acting on paired donors, with incorporation or reduction of molecular oxygen; iron ion binding; heme binding. The transcript has 3 exons.